Sorghum bicolor (sorghum) is the source of this 2082-nucleotide messenger RNA. Its product is annotated as E3 ubiquitin-protein ligase MBR2. Bases 709 to 1785 code for a protein of 358 amino acids. NCBI's taxonomy places the organism in Eukaryota, Viridiplantae, Streptophyta, Magnoliopsida, Poales, Poaceae. Gene Ontology annotation, molecular function: ubiquitin protein ligase activity. The record is from RefSeq and is a predicted model, not a curated record. The transcript has 5 exons.
UGCAGCUGGAGAUCGAUCGACGAGGGACGGACGGACGGGCGCUAGCUGCUUUAUUUAGCCGCCGGCCGGGCCGAUCGUUCUCUUCUCUUCCGACAUUGAUUGAAUCUUCCUCGUGGCACCCGUCAGGCCGUCCGUUCAUCCGUCUGUCCUCGGUGUCGUUGUUGGUGGGGUUUGCGUAAUUGCAUUGCGAGCCGGCCGAUUGAUUGAUCUGAGAUCAGUGGCCUGUCUGAGAUGCCAUGCCUCUUCUCUGUCGUGCCGGUCGAUCCGUAUCUCAAAUUGGGGUCGGCGAUGCCAACAAAUUAACUGAUUCUGUCUUCCUCUGAUUACUAGUUAGACGACGAGGAGUUUAUUCCCUUUGCAUUAGGCGAUCGAAUAUCUGGGUCGAAUUUGUUUGCUUGUCUUUUUCUCCUUGUUCCUUCCGUCUGCCUGUAUCAGGAUUGUUCUCUAGUCUCGGUGUAAUGUGCGAUCAUAUUAUUUUCUGUAUAAUUAAUCUACCACUGUUGAACGGGCGAUUUUUGGAGUUUUGGUUGACGCCAAAGCAGCGGCGGUCAUUUCGAUCCAUCAAUCCUUUUCGCUGUCCCCUUUUAUUUGUCCCUUUGCCGGUUUGGUUGGCCACAUAAACUGUUUCUGGUCUCGCUAUCGGCGGAGGAGAAUCGGCCCGAUCAUAUGCGUUCUCGUUGAUGCCGUAACAAGAGUUGAAUAUCUGAUAUGGAUGAAACCAUGGGAAGGAGAACAGUCAGUGGCCUUCUUGUCACCAAAGGAGGCUCAAUUCUUGUCUUCAGGGAAGAAAGCCCACGCCACAAGGCCACCACAUGUUGUACCCGCCUCGGGUGCAGCAGUAAGCUUUUCCCAAACAAAGACAGGAAGACACGCAGGGCAUCCAUGGAAACAUCGGCUCAUCAGAGAUCACAAGUGUUGAGGAAAUCCAACAGGAUGUCCCCUCAAGGAAGUAUUUCUUAUGAUCGAAGCACCAGUAGGAAUACAGCAAGUACUUUUGGUGAGACUGACAAUAUACCAAGACGAAAAGAAAAUCCCGGGUGUGAUCUACUAGCUCGGUUGAAAGAAAGGGUCAAUGCAUCCAGGAAACGCUCAUUGGGUGGACUGGGUAGUCCUAACAUAUCAUCAACAAACACAUCAAGCAGUAGCCGGUCGUUUUCAAGAUCAAUAUGUCAGCCAGCUUCGAGAAUGAGAAAGGAUGGAGGAAGGGUUGCAGAAGCUAUGAGGAUGCAUAAAGCCAGAGAGAAUAGUGGUAGCUCUAGGGAAGAUGUGUUGACAAGAAAUUCUAUCCAAGAUCCUUCAGACAGGUUUCUAUCUCAAAGCUUGUUGAGGCGCAGGAGUAGACUUCAGCAAGGGCCAGUAUCAUCAUUCGAGGAUACUUUAGAUUAUUCCAGUGAAUACUGGCACUUUGAUAUGGAUGACAGUGAAGAGGUUGAGGAUUACUAUGUCUUUAAUGAUCAGCAUAGAGGAAUGAGAAUGGACAUUGAUGACAUGUCUUAUGAGGACUUGCUUGCGCUUGGGGAGAGAAUAGGUACUGUAAGCACUGGCCUUUCAGAUGAUGCACUUUCCAAGUGUCUGAAGAGAAGCCUCUAUGUGCCCACAACUUCAAGCAGCCAUGAAGAUGGUGACAUCAAAUGCAUCAUAUGUCAGGAGGAGUACUCCUCUGAUGUGGAGGUGGCCAAGAUGGCAUGCAAGCAUUACUACCAUACCACUUGCAUCCAACAGUGGCUUCAGCAAAAGAAUUGGUGCCCGAUUUGUAAAUGUGUCGCUUCUGUCAUCAGCUCAUAGUGUUCUUGACAGAAACAAAAGUCUCAGUUCAUUGUAAUCAAAUAGGAAUACAAUUUUUUUUUGUUCUAGAACAAAUUAUUCUCUUCAAUCCUCAACUGCUCUUCAAUUCACACUACACUUGCCAGAGCAAAGCUUUAGGAAGCAGGAUAAUAAGUCCUAGAAGAAAGGAUUUUCGCAGUUUUGAUGUUGAAGUUGAAGACUUGAAGUCAGUGUUGAAUUCUGCUUUUCUUUAUCUUUAUAUAUGUAUAAACGUGAAAAAAAAAAGUUCAGCAAUAAUAGUGCAGUUUUUUGUUGCCA